Molecule: messenger RNA, 1018 nt
Organism: Radiomyces spectabilis
Lineage: Eukaryota; Fungi; Mucoromycota; Mucoromycetes; Mucorales; Radiomycetaceae
Exons: 2
Coding region: 1-630 (209 amino acids)
Source: RefSeq, a predicted model, not a curated record
AUGCUCGACAUUCCGUCAUCUUUCAUUGCAUCUUCCAGCUUUUCGUCCCUGGAAGCCAAAGAUAUUCUUCGACUACACAGUCUUAUUCAAACUCGAUGGCAUGAGAAACGGAUUCAGCGACGCAUGCACCAGCGACCGCACACACCCAUUCUCGCUAUUGGCAUAUCCAAUCCACAGCAUUUACAACGCGCCAUGGAAAUGAAGAUUCCCGUUAUUCAUAUUGACCGUCACUGUCUCGCACUGAAACGAGUACAACAACGCUAUUACCGGUUUUUCUAUUGGAAGAAUCAAUGCACUUGUUUCCUCCUCCUUGCAUUGACCAGUCUGGUCGGCCCCGGUCAACGGGCUCUCAAAUAUGGGAUGAAGCUUCUCAACCGAUACGAAGGUAUAUCCAAGCAUCAUGUGAUACGCGGGUAUGUGGUUGGAACGAGUUUCCUUGUAUCACUGAUCUAUAUGAGAUGGAUGCGAAGGCAGUACCAUGUUAUCGAAAUAGAAGAUGAGUUAUUCCUGCUACGGGAUGAUGUGAUGCGCGGACCCUUGCGGUUCAUGGUCAGCAACUGGUUUCUUUACUGCUGGACACCGGUCAAUGUCAUCCGUUACGUUUCAAAAAGCGUGAUUCAAGCGAAAUAGAAAAAACUUUGUUUUGUAUGCAAAAACUAUCGUGACCAAGAAAAAUGAUUACCAAAUGAGGAGCACAAGAACUGGAGAAAAAAUUUACGUUUGGAAAACCUCACGUGGUCGGUAAGGCCGAGGCGGGAAUUGAAGCUGAGAAUGAAUGUGUAUAUUCCCAAUGGGAGAUCCGUGGCCUUCAGAUGGCCAUGUUUCUCAAUUAAAGUGUUCAGGGUAGAGUGGCCAUCACCAAGGAGAGCGGAAAAUAGAAAAAACACCAUUCGAGGGUCGACCGAUUUUUUUUCCAUCAAGGAAAACAGAACCCUUUCCCUCUACCAAAUUAAACACGCUAUAGCGGGACCGUAUUUCCUCUUUUUUCUUUUUUCUUUUUCGUUACGUGUUCUUCUUU